AUGACCAUCUCUUCCUGCUCACAUACAGCUGAGCAUCAUGGGAGUCCCUAUGUCUACCGUGUCUCUGGAGGAGCUGGUCGUGGCCGAGGCACUGUCUCCCCCAGCAUGCCAGGACGUCAGGUUUGCUCCACCCAGCCCACCGUACCUCCCGAGACCCUCAUCAUACCAGCCCGCAGCACGAAGAUCCACCUCAGCCAGGACGACAUCAAGAAGCUGAGGUUCAAGCCCACGGUGGGAUCGGUGCAUCUAUCAGAGGGGCACGAUGCCAAGCUCAACUGUUCCAUCGAGGUCCCUGACAACCACCUGGACCUCACCGUGCUGUGGUGGAAGAACACCAUGGAGCUGGCUGAAAACCUGCAGGUGGUGAUCAACGAAUUACAGACCGUCACACACGGGGUCAUGACCCUGCUGUCCACUGUCAGCAUAACUCGUGUGCAAAGAGCUGACGCUGGGGAUUACCGCUGUAGACUGAGAGUCCGUGGCAUAGAGAUAGAGUCCGAGCCUAUCAGCAUUCAGGUCGAAGGUCUACCAACGUUCACUAGACACCCAGAUGACAUGAACGUAACUUGUAACAGCCCCUUUAACCUGUCAUGUGAAGCGGUGGGUCCCCCGAAUCCUAUCAGGAUCCGUUGGCUACGCAACGGAGUUCCUGAGAUGGGGUCCCUUACCUCCCGCAGCAACUACACUGUACCAGACAGUGUGGUGAAGAGAGCGCAACAGCGCUUCUUCAACCUCAGGAGGCUGAACAAAUUUGGCUUGUCACUGGAAACCCUCGCUAACUGUUACAGGUGCACAAUUGAGAGAAUCCUGUCAGGCUGUAUCACCGCCUGGUAUGGCAUCUGGACCGCCCACAACUGCAGAGCUCUCCAGCUGCAUGAUGACAUGACGGUGUGCGUGGCAGACUUCGGCUUGUCUAAGAAGAUCUACAGUGGUGAUUACUACAGACAGGGCAGGAUAGCGAAGAUGCCUGUGAAAUGGAUUACAGUGGAGAGCCUGGCCGACAGAGUCUUCACUGUAAAGAGUGAUGUGUGGGCGUUUGGUGUGACCAUGUGGGAGAUAUCGACGCGGGGCAUGACGCCGUACCCUGGCAUCCAGAACCAUGAGAUAUAUGACUACCUACAGGAGGGCCACAGGCUGAAGCAGCCAACUGACUGCUUAGAUGAACUGUAUGAGAUCAUGUACAGCUGUUGGCGUACUGACCCCCUGGACCGCCCCAUCUUCACUCAGGUAAGAGAACUGUUGGAGAAGCUGACAGAGAAACUUCCAGAGGUUUCUACCAGCAAAGAGAACAUCAUCUACAUCAACACCAGUUUCGCCGAGGAGGAGCAUGGGGUUUGUGCAGACCCGCACCUAGAUUUGCCACUUUUUAGCACCUCCCCUUCCUGCAGUCAUAGCAACCAAUUUAGCUCCUCCCCUUCCUGCAGCCAGGCGAGACCGGACCUCCCCCUUUUCAGUUCCUUCUCUUCCUGCAGUCAAAGUCAGAGACCAAAUAACAGAGAUUUGGUGACAGCAGACAUCCAAGAGAGUAAGGAAGAAGAUUGUUACGUUGUUGUCAUCUCUAAUGUCAAUCGGAGUGGAGACCCCGCUGUCGCCAAGACCGCAGCAACAGCAGUAGCUGUGGACAGUGACACUCCCCCGUUCUCGAGGGAGGGCUUGGGUGGGGCUGUGCGUGGAGCUACCUGUGACUCAGUGGGUGAUGUCACUGGAAUGGAGCAGCACGCGAGUGACACCAUGCUGUUACUCUGAAGGGCAUGGAACAUUGGGACUAGAAAUCCAGGGAUUUGAAAGCAGAAAAGAAAAGCUCUCUCUCAGGUGUCAUAUCUGAUGAUAAUACACAUCCUUCUUGUCUGCACUCUGAUCUGUUGAGGACAUUAUAGGUAUGGUAAUGACCUGGCCGGUGAUAAGCACGAUUACCGCUGGUAACGUGUCCGGCUCUGGACUCUAUGCUACUGGGUUCGAAUCAUGCCUCGGAAUAUCAUGCUACUCCUUCAUUUUAUUACAGUAUGAAGAGAUGUUACUGGAUCAUGAGCACAUAGGCUUCUUGCUUGGUGCAGCAUGUGCAGUCUUGAGUUGCCACCCUUCCAAGUUCUGUUUCAACAAGGAUCUGCCCAGUUCACAUAGAAAUUGAAUACCUAUCUAUGAUUCUGUCUUCUGGCAUUAUUAAAACAGUAUUACAGGCUUGUCUAUUCCCUAAUGCUUUGCAUUGAAGUUAUUCUGACCAGUUUUCCAGUGGAUAUUUAUACCUCAAAUAGUUACCACUAGCUAUCAGUGUGCAAGAGAUGUGCAAAUGUAGAAUAUCUUAUGUACAUCUCUCUUAUAGUAUACAACAUUUCCAAUGAGAUAAGCUUUGCUCACAAAUUAAAUCAGUGUAUCCCUAGCAAAUAUUUCCCCUCCUGCAGCAAAGCACCCCCACAACAUGAUGCUGCCACCCCUGUGCUUCACGGUUGGGAUGGUGUUCUUCGGCUUGCAAGCAUCCCCAAAAAGUACGAUCUUUGUCCCCAUGUGCAGUUGCAAACCGUAGUCUUGCUUUUUUUAUUUUGGUUUUGGAGCAGUGGCUUCUUCCUUGCUGAGCGGCCUUUGAGGUUAAGUUGAUAUAGGACUUGUUUUACUGUGGAUAUAGAUACUUUUGUACCUGUUUCCUCCAGCAUCUUCACAAGGUCUUUUGCUGUUGUUCUGGGAUUCAUUUGCACUUUUCGACACAAAGUACGUUCAUCCCUUGAUAUUGAAAGCUGUGAACAAGACAUAAAUACGGCCAACCACUGUUCUAAAUCAGUGUACUAUACUCCCAACUAAAUGCUUACAUUCAAACUGUAUGUAAAUUGCCUUUUUAUAUAUUGAAGUAUUUUUAAAGUGGCAUUGUGUAUAUGAACUUUACCUACUAAGUGUAUGGAGAAUAUUGUAUACAUAUGUUUUAUAGUCUGAAAAAAAAAAUCUGUUUUGGAUCUGUGAAGACCCUAUGCAGCCUUGAGGUACUCCACCAAGUUCAGGCUGUAGACCUUGGAAUGGGCACAAUAUCUAAUAGUUUCAAUUAAAGAUUUUAAAACAAGUACAACUUUUGUCAAAUAUAGUCAAUGUUGAUAUUGACUUGUUAGUGAUUUGCAUUAUU
Molecule: messenger RNA, 3106 nt
Organism: Oncorhynchus masou masou (cherry salmon)
Lineage: Eukaryota; Metazoa; Chordata; Actinopteri; Salmoniformes; Salmonidae
Product: tyrosine-protein kinase Mer-like
Exons: 9
Coding region: 1-1746 (581 amino acids)
Biological process (GO): nervous system development; protein phosphorylation; positive regulation of kinase activity
Cellular component (GO): signaling receptor complex; plasma membrane
Molecular function (GO): ATP binding; transmembrane receptor protein tyrosine kinase activity
Source: RefSeq, a predicted model, not a curated record